AUGCUCCGCGCUGACGCCGAAAAGCUUAUCCAGACCACCGCACACUGUCUAGCCAAUGCUAAGCAACAUCUCAUGACUCCUCCUAUCGAGGAUGAGUCAACUUCAAUAUCCGUCUUUACCAGCCACAACACCAAACGCGCCCCCACUCUUCGCAAACAUACUUCUCAGAUCCUGCACGAUGGCAUCAGGCCGCUCAUACGCCGCAAAAUGUCCGCCCUUGUCAUGUUCCGCUUCAAAGACAAUCGGACCCAAACGGGACAUCGCUCCACACCGCCGCCGCAGCGAAGACAGGCGGAUCGCAGUGUUCCAUGCUCCACUAAAUGUACGAGGACGCAGCCAGCCUAG
Parastagonospora nodorum SN15 is the source of this 345-nucleotide messenger RNA. RefSeq lists its product as hypothetical. The record is from RefSeq and is a predicted model, not a curated record. The transcript has 2 exons. Bases 1 to 345 code for a protein of 114 amino acids. Lineage: Eukaryota; Fungi; Ascomycota; Dothideomycetes; Pleosporales; Phaeosphaeriaceae.